Messenger RNA from Babesia microti strain RI, 195 nucleotides. RefSeq lists its product as hypothetical. The coding region runs from base 1 to 195 and encodes 64 amino acids. The record is from RefSeq and is a predicted model, not a curated record. NCBI's taxonomy places the organism in Eukaryota, Apicomplexa, Aconoidasida, Piroplasmida, Babesiidae. The transcript is spliced from 2 exons.
AUGCCCCACACCUAUUUAUUAACAUAUUCGUCCAUUACACACAUUACAUUCCAAGAUCCUAAAAUCACCAUUAAUAAUAUCCGUUUAGCUAAAAAUUCCACUUUCAUAACAGCAAUUGAUGAAUAUCAACUUACACACGGUGUAUCUAAUUUCAUAAUAAUCACAGCACUUCAGCCACAACAAUAUGGGCACUAA